GACCUCCUGAGUGCACCGACCGCCUCGUCUCCUGAUACAAGCCGUGCGCUGAACAGGCCUCAGAAAACAAGCAACUGGGCUAGAGCUUGAGCUUCUCCUGAUCGACGGGACGUGGCAUAUAUAAGGAUGGGUGUUCCGCCAGAGGACGGACGAGAUGAGGAACCUCGACCCGGACAAGCUCAAGGUCAACACGACGAGCGGCAAGACGAAGACGAAGACGAAGCACGACCGAGAUUUACAGACCCAUUCCACCAUUCACAGCCUCUACCACCCGAACUCGAGCUUCCCGCUCCAGCACCAGCACCUACCUCUCCAAUCCGUGUCGACUUUGUCCCACCUCCACUACAGCGUGACAGGCAUCAAUCCACUCUCUCCUUCAUCUCAAGAACGGAAGAACAAGAACCUCCCCACCCCCGUCCCUUCCGCUUUUUACGCCGUAAAAGUGUGAAGAUGUUGCAUUCAUUGGGUGUUUUGCAUGAUCAGAAGAUUGAGGAUCAACUCGACGUUCCUGGAACGGUACAGCUCUAUGCUCCAACGGGUGAAUCAUCCACAGCCCCCUCCCUCUCCUCCUCCUCCCACAACGACCCAGCCCUCCAAACAAACAACGCCGGCAUCAUCCUCCGUCCCCAACCCUCCUCCGACCCCCGCGACCCCCUCAACUGGCCUCUCCGCCACCGCGACCUAGCAUUCACCUUCCUCAUCAUCCACUCCCUCGUCGGCGGGGGACAAACCCCAAUCCUCGCCGCUGCGUUCCCACAAGUCUCACAGGAUUUGGGGGUGUCGUUAUCCAAGGUUUCGAUUACGACGGGGAGUUAUAUGCUUGCGCUUGGUAUUGGGUCGGUGUUUGCGAGUCCGUUGAGUUUGAGGUGGGGGAAGAGGGGGGUGUGGAUUUUGGGGAUCUUGAUUAUGUUCGUUAGUACGCUCUGGGCUGGAUUUUCGCACUCUUAUGGGAGUUUGGUGGCUGCACGUGUUGUUGAGGGAUUCGGUGUUUCGCCAUGCGAAUGUCUCGCGUCCCCUAUCAUCGCCGACCUCUACUUCCAACACCAACGUGGGUUUAGAGUCGGGCUCUACACCCUCUUUCUCAUCGGCGGCAAGAACUUGGUACCACUCGUUGCGGCGGCGGUUUUGGAGGGGACGGGGAGUUGGAGGUGGAUUUUUUGGAUUGUGGCGAUGAUUUGUGUGGGGUCGUUCGUGGGUGCUUUCCUAUUCUUGCCUGAAACCUCUUGGGUGAGGGAUUAUUCGGGGUCGUCGUGUGACAGUUCUGCGGUGGAGGAGAAAAAGGAGGGGGAUGUCGGUGCAGAUGCGGUUGAGGGGGGUGAUGGUGUGCAGAGUACGGGGAGUUCGCCGACGAAGGUUGGCGGUGCGCGGCCCCAUGUCGAGGACGGCGGAACGGUCACGCUCAAUCUUCCCAUCGUCCAAAAGUCUGUCUCGCCGCCUGCCCCGUCCGCGCAUGCUACCCAGAACGAGAGCAACCCACCUUCAUCCACUUACACGACCGAGAAAGACAAAGACCCUGAGUCGGGCGCGAUGAAGCCUCACACCCUCUUCUCCGAUCUCCGUGUCUACCGUGGUCGACUUACGCAGACUGCACUUCCGACGUUGUUUGCCCGUCCGUUUGUGCUGUACACUUACCCGACGAUCUUGUGGUCGGCACUUCUUUACUCGCUCUCGGUUGUUUGGCUUAUUGUCAUGUCGGAGGUUCUCUCUCAAGUCUUCCGUGCUGAACCAUACAAUUUCACGCCGAUGGGGGUUGGGUUGACGUAUAUCUCUGCGCUUAUUGGGAGUAUGGCUGGGAGUGGUAUCGCGGGGAAGAUGAGUGAUUGGACCGUGAGGUGGAUGACGAAGAAGAAUGGAGGAGUCAUGGAACCCGAAUUCCGUCUCGUCCUCGCGGCGCCCGUGGCACUCACGACGACGAUUGGGUUAUGGGGCUUCGGCUGGUCCGCCUCCCGUGGCGACCCGUGGAUCGUCCCCACCGUCCUCUUCGGUAUCCUCGCAUUCGGCUGCACUCUCGGCUCCACCGUCGCAAUCACCUACACUGUCGACUCCCACCGCGAGAUAGCGGGAGAAGCCAUGGUCACCAUCAACCUCUCCAAGAACCUCGUUGGAUUCGUGAUUAGUUUGGUGGUGAAUGAGUGGGUUGAUGGAAUGGGGCUCAAGGGGGUUUUCUUUGUGUUGGGGGGGAUUCAGUUGGCGGUUAGUGCGUUGACUGUGCCGUUGUAUGUUGCGGGGAAGAGGACGAGGGGGAGGAUUCAUCGGAGGAAGGCGUUGAAGGUGUGA
Molecule: messenger RNA, 2277 nt
Organism: Saitoella complicata NRRL Y-17804
Lineage: Eukaryota; Fungi; Ascomycota; Saitoellomycetes; Saitoellales; Saitoellaceae
Product: MFS general substrate transporter
Exons: 2
Coding region: 127-2277 (716 amino acids)
Biological process (GO): transmembrane transport
Molecular function (GO): transmembrane transporter activity
Source: RefSeq, a predicted model, not a curated record